This is a messenger RNA of Dreissena polymorpha, 6725 nucleotides long. RefSeq lists its product as uncharacterized. Lineage: Eukaryota; Metazoa; Mollusca; Bivalvia; Myida; Dreissenidae. Gene Ontology annotation, biological process: multicellular organism development; protein phosphorylation; positive regulation of kinase activity. The record is from RefSeq and is a predicted model, not a curated record. The transcript is spliced from 19 exons. The coding region runs from base 641 to 3568 and encodes 975 amino acids. Gene Ontology annotation, molecular function: ATP binding; transmembrane receptor protein tyrosine kinase activity. Gene Ontology annotation, cellular component: signaling receptor complex.
UUCAAAUUUCAACGAGUGGUGCUCGAUUUGUGCGGAUACUUACAUCGCGAUUCCGUGCGUUCUUCUAUAUCAAUACAUACUGGAUUAGCACCAAGACGUUGCUUUGAAAACCUCCGCGGUUUAUUCUGGAUAAUAAUUUGUAUAUUAUGUGUAAUCAUCGACGAAUGCACGUUUUGUGAAAAGUGGAAUUUUCAGAACAAGUUCUUGGAAAUUGUUAUAUGGAAGUGUCGACUACUCGAUAACAUAUGACAAGGUUUAUUAGUGCGCUUGUGAACCCUAGGUAUUAAUGGGUACAUCGUACAUGUGUUGAGAAUUUUUGUGUCUGGUAUACUACAAGAAGAAGCUAGUAGAUGGUGUUAAUGGUGAUGGAUUGUUCCCAAAGGAGGGAUAGUGAAAUGCUUUGUUGAAUAAUUAAAGAAUUUAGAUGUGGACUUUGGAUGGAAAAUUGACUUUUAUAUAAGUACCCUGGGAAUAUAUUUGCAUGGGCGAUUCUUUAUUCCCUGAUUGUCAUGGACGAUCCUGAACAUAUCCGAACAAACUGCACAAUGGAACAUGUGCCAACAAGUGACAGUAGUUUUCAACAUGCAUUAAUCGUUAAGCGAUUUGUUUGAUUCAAACGAUACGAAAUUAACCGGUGAGUAUGGAAAUAUAUGCGGAGCACCGUGUCCUUGGAUUAGCUGUGAUAUUAAUGUCAGUCGUCGUCGGCGUUUCGGCAACCGCUGACAACAGCAAAGCCGGUGUACUGCCAAUCGCCAGGUGCCGCGCAAAAUGCAUUUCCGAGUACUUGAAAGGUCACGUGAGUGAUGAAGCCUGUCAGAAGAUACGCCAUUGUGUCUCGUGUUGGAAUCUCUGUGAGCAGAUAUUUAGCGAUGAAGAGGUAUGGCGGGACACGUGCAAGAACCUCAAGAUAUGUACCCAUGGGUGCCAAACAGCAUGCGAUUUCAGAACAAAAUUUCCAGCACAAACAGACACGGAUCAGUGGAUUUUCCCAGAAAUCCCCGCGGUGACCACAGAGGCGUCCAAACGGGAGGCUUACGUCGCGUGGAGCCAGCCAAUCAAAGCGCGCGGUUUAACCGACCACGAGUCACGCGACAUAUUGCCCUUGAUCUAUGUAUUGUCGUCAAGGGAAAACGAAGCGUCCACGACCGCAAGACCAUGGAAAGUAAACCUUCAGACCAGCUCCACUGGCGUCGUCCUCGACCUCUUCGCCUUACCCCAUGACCCCGAGUUCUGGCUUCUCGCCGUUGGCGUGUACGGGACCGUCGCGACCGUCCGCUUCAAUUCCACCAUAUCAGAGAAUGUGCCUUGGGAGAAAGGGGUUAUCAAGAAGUCAGAUUCUCUCACCGGAAGUGGGAAGGGGUCUUGGACUCUGCUGAAGUCCUCCACUAUACCCGUACUAUUCAAUAUGUCAAUCGUCGACGGGCGGCUUCAUCCGCGCAUUUCCUGGAAACAUCCGGUGGUGGGUCAUCCAAACCGGAAAUUGGAAUACCAGGUGCACGUUCUGCAGACGUUUUGGAAGUCUGACGAUGACAUGCCUAGGCAUUGGGCGCGUUUUGUCACCGCAUAUCCGCACGAGCAGCCGGAAUUGAACCUCACGGGGAUAGUGUACAACGCUCAUUACUACGUGCAACUGGAGCUCGUUUCCAACAGAUCAUGGAUGGGGGAGCUCAACUUUACCACCCCUAAGUGCGAAGACGUAGACUUGGUGGAGCCGGAAGUGUGUGAGUCCGACGACGUUAACAGGCCGAUCGUCGUCGUCACCCAGGGGCCGAUUCCUUCGCCGAGAACAACGAAGGAAAAUAUUGGGACCGGAGAAAAGGAGGUGUUUGAUGUUGACAAUAAAUCGGAUCACAAUUUUCACUACGGCAGUGACGUUGAUGACUCCGGUCUAGACUGGAACCUGACCGUCACGAGUCGCGAGUUCGACCCCGCCAGCGGACAGGUCGUUGUCACAUUGAAGUGGCUGGCAAUAUUCAACCACUCCAAGGUCAUCUACAACGUGCACUGGACCAACAGGAUCCACACGGUACACGUGGAUGGCGGUCAAAACGUGGUAAACACUUCCGACACGUGGUACCAGCUACGCUUGCGUGCAAACAGCGAGUAUGACGUUUAUGUGUCUGCAACCUACUCGGACCGACGCGACCCAGUGCUCAGUAGCCCCGUCAGCGUGUCAACCAUGGCAACGGAAAACAUGCCUCACGUGUCGCUGCAACAUGCAUCUGUGGCAGAUAGCGAGAAGGAGAUUCUGAACGGCAUCAUCCUCGGCGUCACGGUCGUCUCCAGCCUCAUGAUGGUCGGCAUUAUCGUCCUGUUCGUCUACAAGAAGCGACAGAGCUUCCGGGACAUCAUGCUCACCAAGACCGCCGUCGCGAAGAGCAACAGCUACAAGUCGAAUGUCGGAUGUAAGGUCGAUUACUCGAACCAGUUCGUGUUCAGCAGCGAUGAUUGGGAGAUCGACUGCUCCCAGCUUAAGUUUGCCAGUCAUAUCGGCCAAGGCGCAUUUGGCAAAGUGGUCACGGGCUACUACCAGGACGAAAAGGUCGCAAUCAAACUUAUACGAGACUGUGCGCCGAUAUCGUACAAAGAAGAUCUUUUGGCGGAAAUAAACUUAAUGAAGAGAAUUGGUUCCCAUCCCAAUAUUGUUUCAAUGAUUGGCGCCUGCACCAGAGCGGAACCAAUCUGCCUCGUUAUGGAGUACAUUCCAUACGGGAAUCUUCAAAACUUUUUAAAAAAAUGUCGGCUAGAGGGCGAGCUCUCCGUGCAGCCUGGGCGGUCCAGUGAACUGAAUUAUGCCCUGGUGGACGAGCUUGGGGACAUCAACAACGGGGUGAUCACGCCGGCUGACUUGCUGUCGUUCGCGCGGCAGGUCGCAAUGGCAAUGGAGUACCUUUGCGACAAAAAGUACGUGCACCGUGACCUGGCCGCGCGCAACGUGCUGCUUGGCUACAACAAGAUCAUCAAGGUGUGCGACUUCGGUUUGUCACGUGACAUCUUCACGGACAAUCAGUACAAGAAACUUACCAAUGGCAAGCUGCCCCUAAAGUGGAUGGCCAUCGAAUCGCUACGGGACCGCGUGUUCACCACGCAGAGCGACGUUUGGUCGUUCGGGAUCCUUCUGUGGGAAAUCGUUACCAUGGGCGCCUCGCCCUACCCGAACAUCGCCUUGGCGGACCUGUAUUACCUGCUUUCCAACAACUACCGGAUGGAUAAACCCAGCAACUGCUCCGACGAACUGUACAUUAUCAUGAGGCAGUGCUGGUUAGAGACGCCCACGGAGCGACCGAAUUUCACCGACCUCCGCGUUCAGCUGGAACUACUUUUGACACGUGAUCGGAACUACUUGGAACUUGACAAUAUCAAUGUGCCGCUCUCCACGCCAGAGAGUUCCAGCGGAAGUCCGGUGUCAGACGAGACCAAAUCGCUGCUCGCUGCGCAGGCGCUGCAGCAGGGGCGGAAGUUGUCAAAAGAUGAAAUCAUAGUAAACAUGAGCGUUCAUGACAAAUCCGUCGAGAAGUUGCUUAAACGCAAAGGUGACCUUGAAACACAUACUAUUACAAUAUUGUGAAUAGUCAAACAUAAAAAAGAUUUUGUGAAUAUUCAAACAGGAAGUGACGUCAUAGCAAAAUAUAAAGAUGUAGAUUUUCGUGAUAUUACACAUAUCCUCGAUAAAGAAGAAGUACCGGUAACGUACAAGAGAUGGUGCAAGAAACACGGGCAGAACAUAUUAUGUACAUGACCGUAACUUGACCACAACUGCUAUGCGACGAAUAACGGUUGUACAUUGCCAUAGUUACUGACAAAAACCCGAACAACAUAAAUGUAGGGCAUGUUAUUUCAUACUCUCGCCAUAUCGUGAUGACUAAAUAAGGCAUUUCUUGUGAAUUACACAAGGGUGGUAAUUUUCACCGAUGAAGGUUUAAAUUUGAAAAUAUGUUUCGGGGAGUGUAUGGAAAACUUACAGUUUAUAUGUGGAAACCAUGUACAUAAAUCAUUCAUAGCAGAAAUGAGGCGUUCCUAACAGUUAGUUUUUGUGACUUGUAAUUGUGUGUUUAAUGAAAAUAAUACAUUGUGUAGGCAUUUAAACGGAGAUAUGUUAAAAAAGAUAUUUACAAAGUUUCUGUAAAAUUAGGCAAAAUGACCGUUGUAAAAUUGCUCUUUUAAAUAAAUUAAAUUUGUAACCAAUGUUAUAAUCGAAGUAACUGUAAGUAUAAUUAUAGCAUUAUAGUUAUGUAUCAGUCAAUCAACAAUUCUUUGUCGAUGCGUGGUUAUAUUACAAGAAAUGUUUAUGACCAUGUGCAUCAAAACCAACCUCGAAUCGUUGUAAAUGAUCGACCAAAAAUAUCUAAAUCUAAAUUUCAUUAAUAAAUAAUAAAAUAACACUGGAAAACGUACAAAUGUUUAUUAAGUAUUUCAAUGUUGCAAUAGUUAAAAAUUUGUUGCGCGUUAAAUUAUUUGUCCACCCAUCUCUAGCAUGUUCGAUAUAUUUUGUUUUUAAGUUUUUAAACCAUUGAAUACACAAAACACAACACCAUCAAUUAAGAUAGAUUGGGCGUGAUUAAAUAAUGUCUAUGAGUGUAUGUAUGUUACGGGUAUGUAUUUAAAUGGAAUUUUGUUAGGAAUAUGUAAAUAAUUUCAAAUAAUCAUGUUGUUUGUAAAUAGUGUUGUUUUCUUCUUUCGGAAGAUUUGAAUUAUUUCCAAAUGUGUUUUCACUAAUGUACAAGGAGUAGUAAACCCAUCUCCUUUAUACCGCGUAGGAUGUGUCAGGUUGAUUCUUUUUAAACAAUUUAUAUAGCUUUUAAAUUAAAAAAAAAGAAGAUGGCAUUGUUGCCAAAAUAUGAAAUUGUUAUUGUUAAAGUAUGGUAAAAUAUACCUUUUGAGUAAUUAUUUUCAAAUUAUUUAAGUAAUAAUUCCGUCAUGGUCUACAAUCAAUGUUGUGAAGAUUGCUUAUUAUUAGUAUUACACGGGAUUUAAUAACUUUCUUAUGUAUGUUAAAAAUAUAUAUUAUAAAGUAUUUACUCGCAGUAUUGGAUCCGUUUAACAAAUAUUGCAUACAGAAAUACGUUGACUUGAAUCAAACGUAUUUAUUAUGAUAGCUAUCUAUGUAAUUAUGCUUCAUGUACAUAGGAUCAUUUAUUCAAUCCUUGUUAUAAUUGAUAUAAUUUGUUAGUAUUAUUGUUGAUUUGUGUCUUGUUCUGAGAAAACUGGGCAUAAUGCAUGUGCGUAAAGUGUCGUCCCAGAUUAGCCUGUGCAGUCCGCACAGGCUAAUCAGGGACGACACUUUCCGCUUUAAUGGUAUUUUUCGUUUAAAGGAAGUCCCUUUUUACCGAAAAUCUAGUUUAAGCAGAAAGUGUCGUCCCUGAUAAGCCUGUGCGGACUGCACAGGCUUAUCUGGGACGACACUUUACGCACAUGCCUUUAGCCCAGUUUUCUCAGAACACGACUCAUUUGUUAUAAAACUGCGUUAUCCUAUGUUUAACUACUAGUACCAGACAUUACAGUUUUACCAGGUCUGAAAUUUAUUAUACCGCAUCUAACAUUAAUAUAUCAGACUUAUAGCGAGAUUAUACGAUUUUGUCAAAUAUUUAUUAAGUUAUAUAAAAUGUGUAAACAACUUAUUAAACAUAUAUUUCAACAUAAAUUAAAUAUAAAAGUUAAGAAGUACAUGUGUCGAAAAAUGCGAAAUAAGCCAGAUAUUUAACUCUGAAAUCGAAAAUGACUGUACUGUCGAAUUCGCCAGCAUGUAAAUCAUGCAUGUACGAUGUGAAUCUAAAUUUAGUUUAACGGUUCAUUUUAAGUUCCUGCAUCGAUAUAUAUUCAUACGACACACGCACACGAACUAAAAAGACGAAUGCAACGUUUAUUGUAGGAAAAUAUGUACGAAAUAUCUUCGUCACAGUCGGCUCGGGGCGCUUAUUUGUCUUUGCUGCAUUUUAUGAAAUUCAUCUUCAAUGUAUUAUUUUUCUUGCCUAUUUUGUGCUAUUGUAAAAUAUUUUAUCAAUUUAUUACAAUUUAUCACAUAAAAAAUUCGUAUAAUCUCGCUUUAAUAUUUCUUAACCAGACCUAAUAUUUCUCGUACCAGAGCUAACAUUUAUUGUACCAGGCCCAAAAUGUAUUUUUCCAUACCUAACAUUUCUGCACCAAACCUAGCAUUUUUGUACCAGACCUUCCAUUGUUUUGUACAAGGCCUACAUUUUCUUGUACCAGACAUAACAUUUCGUGUACCAGACCGAACAUUUCUUGUACCUGACACACUGUUACAUGUACCAAACAUGACAUUUUUUGUAUCAGACCAAACGUUACUUGUACAGGAACGCACAUAAAGUACUCGAACCAAAUCACGUGAUUGAAACUUUAAACAUUUAAACUUACGCCUUUUGUUCAUUUAAUCCAGAUUGUUGUGGCGUUCAUAUCUUUUAAGGACCAAACAAACGAUGGAUCAAUGACCUGUGUUGGUCUGUUUCUCAUCAUAUUACAUGUAUCUCUUACGUUUUCUGAAUCAAGAUAUUUAAAAUUCAUUUAAGAUAUCAUGUUAUGCAAUUCCUCUGAAUGAAUAACAAUAUCACAGACAUGGAUGGACGUGUUCAUGAAUUAACGCUACAUAUUUCGCUAUUCGGUUUGUCUUGUAUUAAAACAAAUGUCCAUCCGAAUGCAACGUGGAUCUGAAAGCAUGGUUAAUUUAUCACAAGUUAUUGCCAAUGGUUGCAUAAAGGAUAAGGACAAAU